This is a messenger RNA of Dicentrarchus labrax (European seabass), 3676 nucleotides long. RefSeq names its product acyl-CoA synthetase short chain family member 1 (gene acss1). The transcript is spliced from 14 exons. NCBI's taxonomy places the organism in Eukaryota, Metazoa, Chordata, Actinopteri, Moronidae. The coding region runs from base 1205 to 3271 and encodes 688 amino acids. The record is from RefSeq and is a predicted model, not a curated record. Gene Ontology annotation, cellular component: mitochondrion. Gene Ontology annotation, molecular function: acetyl-CoA synthetase activity; AMP binding.
UUGCAGGAAGGACACACUGAUGGUCUCGGUUUGAUAUUUCUCUAUCAGUAGAUUAACGGAGGAUCAAUAAUCAUCAUAAAUGAGUUGUGUGGGAUUAACGGUUGUUUACAUCCUUUAAUCUGACCUCCGCACACACAAACACUGAGCUUAAAGCUUCUGCUGCAGGAAAACAGCAGCAGGGGUCAGAGGUCACUGAACAACUGACUGCUGGAACCACGGUUCAGAAAUACUGCACAGUAACUUUAUUAAGAGUAAGAGUACUUCAUUAAGAGUAAGAGUAGUUUAUUAAGAGUAAGAGUACUUCAUUAAGAGUAAGAGUACUUCAUUAAGAGUAAGAGUACUUCAUUAAGAGUAAGAGUACUUCAGUAUUUGUAGUAUAACGAACCUGUUUCUAUCAACAACAAACUAAUCUGAUUCCAGUGAAUUAAUCUGCUUAAAGGCUUUAAAUCUGUUUGUUUUUACAUUAUUAUUGAUCACAUUGUAUGUUUAUGGAUGAUUAUUAUUAUUAUUAUUAUUAUUAUUUGAGUUCUCAGCCUCAGAAACAGUCAGUCAGUAAGGGGGCACGGAGUGCAGAACUGAUCCAACCUACAGGGGGCAGCCAUGUUUGUGUGAUAUGAUGAAGAUUUGAACAGUGUGCAGUUUCUGCCACUAGGGCUUCUCUCACAUCCAAACAGCAAGUGUGAUGAGGUGUUGCAGCAGCGUGCGUUACACCAGUAAUACGAGGCGGAUAUUGUCCCUUUAACCUGUCUCACUGCUGCAGUUUGAGCCUAAAAUAAUCCGAUAUUUCUGUGAUCUAAUGUCAACAAACGGAUCAAUAUGAUGCUGAAAUAACCACAUCAUGACACAUCACACAGCGUCCUGGUGUCUGCUGUCCCAGGAGUCCUUGCUGCAGCGGUUGUCAGUUGAUUAAAGGCAAAAACAACAAGAAGUCACUAUUUGGAGAAGAUUUUGGCAUUAAAGUUCCUCCAUAAAGUCCGAAUCCUGACUUUAAACUAAAAACUCAAAUAAUGUUUCUACAAUAUUGGCCCUAAAUCUCUUCCAUACAGGGAAUAAUUAAAACAUCAUGUAACUUUUUAAGAACUGGUUUUGGCACUAACGGUCUUCCAUACCUCCAAACACCUGAACACACCUGACAGAGAGAGAGAGAGAGAGAGAGAGAGAGGUUGAGGUGUCUCAGUCUUAGUUCUGGAUCCAGAGGAUCAACAUGGCUCCUGGCAGCAGGGGGACCGGACUCUUCAGGACCCUCCUGAUCCGCUGCAGGACCCCGGGACCGGGUCAGACCAGGACCGGACUACACAGAUGUCUGUCGUCCCUGCCGCCACCUGGGACCUGGACCUCCGAGCUGUCCCGGCUGUCCCACCGGGAUCUGCACCGGCUCUCGGUCACGGAUCCGGAUCUGUUCUGGGGGUCCGCCGCCGCUGACAGACUCCGCUGGAUGAAACCGUUCCACCGGGUCCGGGACUGCGAGCUCAGCAGCGGGAAGAUCAGCUGGUUCCUGGGAGGGAAGCUCAACGUGUCCGAAAACUGUCUGGACGUUAAUGUUGAGAAACAUCCGGACCGAGUGGCUCUGAUCUGGGAGCGAGAUGAACCUGGCACUGAGGUCAAGAUUACCUACAGAGAGCUGCUGGAGACCACAUGCCGCCUCGCCAACACCCUCAAGAGCCAUGGGAUCCAAAAGGGGGACAGGGUGGCCAUUUACAUGCCGGUGUCGCCGCUGGCGGUGGCGGCCAUGUUGGCGUGCGCCCGUAUCGGUGCGGUGCACACUGUUGUGUUUGCUGGCUUCAGCUCCGAGGCUCUGGCAGGGAGGAUUCAGGAUGCGCAGUGUAAAGCCGUGCUCACCUGUAAUGAAGGUGUGAGGGGCGGCCGACUCGUCAAACUGAAGUCGACGGUGGACGCGGCGGUGAAGAGCUGCCCGACUGUCCAACACGUGUUUGUUUCUCAGAGGACGGAGACGCCAACUGUGAUGGGAGAGCUGGACGUCCCCCUGGAGGAGGUGAUGUCCUCUCAGUCUGCUGUCUGUCCUGCGGAGCCUUUGGACAGUGAAGAUCUUCUGUUUCUGCUGUACACAUCAGGAAGUACGGGAAAACCUAAAGGCAUCGUCCACACACAGGCUGGAUACCUGCUGUACACCUCACUGACACACCAGUACGUGUUCGACUACCGGGACGGCGACGUGUUCGGCUGCGUGGCAGACGUCGGCUGGAUAACGGGACACAGCUACGUGGUGUACGGCCCGCUGUGCAACGGCGCCACCACCAUCCUGUUUGAGAGCACACCUGUUUACCCAAACCCAGGCAGGUACUGGGAGACCGUGCAGCGUCUGGGGAUCAGUCAGUUCUAUGGGGCUCCGACGGCUCUGCGUCUGCUGCUGAAGUACGAUGACAGUUGGGUGAAGAAGUACGAGCGCUCGUCUCUGAGGACGCUGGGAUCAGUGGGAGAGCCCAUUAACCACGAGGCCUGGCACUGGUUCCACAGUGUGGUUGGAGACGGACGCUGUCCUUUAGUGGACACCUGGUGGCAGACAGAGACCGGUGGUGUCUGCAUCGCCCCUCGCCCUGCAGAGGAUGGAGCUCCCAUCAUCCCAGCGAUGGCGAUGAGGCCGUUCUUUGGCAUCCAGCCGGUUCUCAUGGGAGAGAAGGGGGAGCUUCUGUCCGGUAACUGUGUCAGUGGCGCUCUGUGUAUCAGCCAGCCGUGGCCCGGGAUGGCUCGCAGUAUCUACGGGGACCACCAGAGAUUCAUCGAGGCGUAUUUCAAACCGUAUCCUGGUUGUUAUUUCACUGGGGACGGCGCGUACCGCUCAGAGGACGGCUACUACCAGAUAACCGGCCGCAUGGACGAUGUCAUCAACGUCAGCGGCCAUCGUCUCGGCACGGCGGAGAUCGAGGACGCUCUGGAUGAACAUCCAGCUGUUCCAGAAACAGCUGUGAUCGGAAUCCCACAUGACAUCAAAGGAGAAGUGCCAUUUGCCUUCGUCGUCCUGAAGGAGGAGUUCGGUGACGACCCCGCCGCCAUCCUUCAGCAGCUCCGGGAACUCGUUACCACAAAGAUCGCCAAAUACGCCGUCCCGGAGCACUUCCUGGUGGUGAAGCGGCUGCCAAAGACUCGCUCCGGGAAGAUCAUGAGGCGGAUCCUCAGGAAGGUCGCCGUGGAGACGAGCGGCGACCUCGGUGACGUGUCGACUCUGGACGACCCGUCUGUGGUCGGCGAGAUCGUGGACGCCCACGAGCGCUACAGGAAGCGGAGAGCAGAGGAGGAGAAGAAGAAGAAGUAAGAGGGAGGAGCAACUUCAUGUCCUUCAAAGCCGCCAAGCAGGUCCUCCUCAGGUACAGAUGACAUCAUCAUCCUCAUCCUCAGAGACGAUGCUCUUACCCACAAUCCCCUGCUCCUGUGUGAACUGCGGGUCAUUAUUCAAUCUGAAUGAAUAUUAUAUAGUAAAGUGAUUUUAUCCGUUUACUCAAUAAAAUCACAUUUCUGACGUUUUGAUUAUAAAACAAAUAUUUCAUCAUUUUAAACUUGAUUUUCAUUUUCAAAAUAUCAGAAUCAAGUUUGAAUUCUGACUUUAUUCACUAAUCUUUCAGUUUUAACAGAUGAAUAUUUUGUGAACAGAUUUUAUGAUUUAUAGUUUUGCUGAAAUCGUUUAUUGACAGUUAAUUAAGAAAUAAACAAAUAAACAAAU